Molecule: messenger RNA, 5571 nt
Organism: Schistosoma margrebowiei
Lineage: Eukaryota; Metazoa; Platyhelminthes; Trematoda; Strigeidida; Schistosomatidae
Source: the annotation of a GenBank genome assembly
GAGAGGCUGGUUUUCAAAUCUCGGGGACACGCUCUUCUCCCAAUAUGUCUCUGGACGUUGGGUUGUUUUCCGUUUUGGAAAAAAGUCUUUCCUUAGAAAAGUCGGAGCUCGAAGCGGCUCAGCACUUUCUCGAGGAAGCAGCCAAAGUAGACCUUUUUGGUUUGCUCAGACAACUCAGUGAUGUUUUGGUUAACGUCGAGUGUUCUCCUCCUGUACGUAUGCAAGCUGGUAUUCAGCUAAAAAACGCCCUAUACUCCAAAGACCCGGCGCUCAAAACACUUUAUCAACAACGGUGGUUACAGGCUCCAGUGGAGUCACGGGAGUAUAUAAAAAAAAACUGUCUUGCCGCCUUAGGAACAGAAACUACGACACAUAGUUCUGCUGCACAAUGUGUGGCUUACAUUGCAUGUGCAGAAAUUCCUGCACUUCAGUGGCCAGAUCUGAUGGAGCGAUUGGUGGAAAACGUGAUCACACCAAACAAAUCAGAAGCAUGCAAGCGUUCAACAUUAGAAGGAAUAGGAUACAUUUGCCAAGAUAUAGAUCCUUGUAUUUUAGCUAGCCAGUCAAACGCUAUUUUAACUGCCAUAGUUUGCGGUAUGAAAAAAGAAGAACCAAGUGACAGCGUACGUUUGGCAGCGACAAAUGCACUUCUGAAUUCUUUGGAGUUUACAAAACACAAUUUCGAUGUUGAUAAUGAGCGAAACUACAUUAUGCAAGUUGUUUGCGAAUCAACUCAGUCGCCAAAUCCUCAGAUCCGUGUUGCAGCUCUUCAGUGUUUAGUAAAAAUAAUGUCCCUUUACUAUAGUUAUAUGGAGCCGUAUAUGAAACAAGCGUUAUUUGCCAUUACGUUGGGAGCUAUGAAAGAUUCUGUACCGGAAGUCGCUCUUCAGGGAAUCGAGUUCUGGUCUACAGUUUGUGAUGAAGAGAUCGACCUAGCUAUUGACGUUGCCGAGUGCUUUGAGAAAGGUCAACCUCCAGCGGUUUCUAGCAUGUUUUAUGCCAAGGGAGCCCUGCAAUUUAUUGUACCAAUCCUGAUGGAAAUUCUUGCCCAGCAAGAUGAAUCAAUGGAUGAUGACGAGUGGAAUCCAAGUAAAGCCUCUGGUGUGUGUUUAAUGCUACUGGCACAAUGUUGCGAAGAUCCGAUUGUCAAUCUUGUCAUACCAUUUGUAAAGGAGAAUAUUAAGAAACCUGACUGGCGCUACAGAGAUGCUGCCGUCAUGAGCUUCGGCAGUAUUCUUGAAGGUCCAGAUCCUGCAGCACUCAAGCCCCUAGUAGAGUCUGCUAUGCCUGUAAUAAUCGAAUUGUUGCGUGACGAGUCACCAGCUGUUCGUGAUACAGUUGCUUGGACUAUCGGACGUGUUUGUGAAACCCUUCCAGAAGUUGCUCUACACGAAGCAUAUUUGGUUCCUUUGUUGACCGGAUUAGUUGAAGGAUUGUCCACUGAACCAAGAGUUGCAGCUAACAUUUGUUGGGCAUUUUCUAGUCUGGCUGAAAGUGCUUAUGAUGCCGCCUCAGAAAAUUCCGGUCAUAAUGGGGAACCGAGGACCUAUAUACUAUCUCAAUACUUCAAUGUGAUCACAGAACGUCUACUAGCAACUUCCAGUCGACCAGAUGGUGGACAGCAUAAUCUUCGUAAUGCAGCGUACUCAGCCUUGAUGGCGCUUAUGCGAUCUGCAGCUCAAGAUUGUUAUUGUGAAGUACAACGUGUAACACUGAUUGUUCUUGAACGACUAGAGUCAAUCAUUGGUUUGGAACAUCAAAUUGUUUCACAUCAAGAUAGAGCACAAUUUAACGACCUACAGUCACUUUUAUGCGGCACUUUACAAUCUGUUUUGAGAAAGAUAAGUAAAGAGGAUGCACCUGUAAUAUCAGAUAAAGUAAUGUUAGCCCUCAUGUCCAUGUUCCGAACCACUACUACACCGGUUACUGAAGGCUCUGGUGACCAAUCUGUGAUCAACGGUGAAACAGAUAAGACUAAAUUCAGUGAUGGUGUGCAAGAAGAUGCAUUACUUGCAGUAUCUGCGCUUGUUGAAGCUGUUGGAGAGUCGUUUGUCAAAUAUGUGAAUGAUUUCAUGCCAAUUUUGGUAAUUUGUUUACGAAAUCAUAGAGAAACACAAGUUUGUAUGAAUGCAGUUGGACUGUUAGGAGAUAUGUGUCGUGUUUUGAACAAGAACUUACUCCCACACUGUGAUGGUCUUAUCACCAUUCUGAUGGAAAUUUUACAAGAUAUAAAUGCACACAAAUCUCUUCGUCCUGCUAUUUUGUCUACUUUUGGUGAUCUCUCUUUAGCUUUGGGUUCAGAGUUCUGGAAAUAUCUUCCUAUUGUCUUAGAAACGUUGAGUCAAGCCACACAAGCUGAAGUCAAUUUAGAGGAUCCUGAUAUGGUUGAAUAUCUCAAUUCCUUGCGUACUAGUUGCUUGGAGGCUUAUACCGGUAUUAUCCAAGGUCUUAAGGGAGAUGGACCACAAUCUACUGCAGCUUUGGAAUUUGUCGCUGGUCAUGUAUCUCACAUAUUGUCAUUUAUCCAACAUAUUGGAGCAGAUUCGAUCACAACUGAAGAUCUUAUAUCUGCUUCAUGUGGACUGAUCGGGUGAGUCAACUUUGUUGUAGAUUAUACUGUGUACAUAGGUAAGGACUGUCAUUUUCACAACGUAGUUCAAUUAUUAUCACCUAUAAUGUUCCGUAGAGUUGUGAAAUUAUUUAUUUGACCAUUUAACAUAAUGAAUGGGAUUUCUUUAGACGGUUACACUUUAAUUCAUGAAUGAAAAACUUAUGACGUCAUGUACAUUAUCCUAGAUGCAAUUAGUUGGUACCUUAUGUAACAUAUGAAGAGGAGUUAAAAUAGUAGCUGAUCUUGUUGCCAAAACUGAAAAAAACUGAUUAAACUGAGUACCAUUUUAUUUCACCAAGAAUAGUUACAAACGCUACCUUAAACCUUAUCUAUCCAACAAACAUUAUUUAGAAUAUGUUUUUAUUGCAUUGAAGUAAACUGAUAAUACCUAUCUCAUAAAUAUAGCUCAUUAUAUCGUUACAAUAUUAUCUAUUCGUGAAUUUCUCCAUCUGUCUCUAAAAUACAAUGUUCUCUUUUUUUCAAAAUAGGGUUUAUACUUACAUGCUCUAUAUUCUACACUUAUUUAAUCGUACCAUACAAAACUCUGAUUACUUUGUUUAGGUAUACAGCAGAUAAAUAUAGUAUCUAACGUAUUUCAUGGCAUUUGAUCGGUCGGUUGAAUCGACGUUGACCAAUGUUGUGAUAUUGGUUGUAACAAUUAUUGGAUACAUCAGUGUUCACAACAAAUAAUAUCAAUAUUCAAACAUCCCUAAAUCUGUGUUUUGAAAAGAUUACUAAUCCAUAUGGUUCUUAUACUUUCUCGUAGAAUUAACCUUGAGUCAUUUAGGGUCACAAUUAAGAAAAGCUACCUUAUCUGUUCAAGAUAUAGAUAGUCGCAGUUCCAGUAAAGUAUAGCAUACAGUCAUUUGGACGCUGUCUGUCUGCGCACUCAUUAAAUGCAGUUCAAAUGAAGAAAUGUUUCUACUUAUCUUCGAAAAGCUAAGUGAUCAAACACAGUAAGUGAUAACAAUAUGGUACUCAAUUGAGUUCGCCCUCCCUCUCGAAAUACUCUCACACGGCCAUGCGUAUACAGCCUCUGCCAGGGAAGUUCUACUCACUGCUUUCUCGUGGCUAGGGUAUUGUUUACGAAAAUGGGAGGACGAAAAGCGAAUGUCCGGCGCUUUAACCGGAUCCCAAACCAAAUCAGUGGUGCACAUGGGCUCCAGUCUCUUGCGGGAACAAAUGGCGUAUGAACCAAUUCCUUGGUCACCGGCUACCAUGGGACUGCAUCUCCUCACGAUGCUCCAAUGCCUUGUGGGUUAAACCUUCAGGUCGAAGGAUCGGGAUGUGGCCCCCUCAGAAAGCCACCUGCUUUGGUUUGGGCACCCGGGCAGUAUCUCAGCCCACACACAAAAGCAUGAUAAACUCAAUUGGGUAGUUUAAACCAGAAUUAAAGACUCGUAAGUAGUAGGUUUUACGGUAUUCCAAAUCAGUAAACAAAUAAUAGUUUCGGUAUUUCAAAUGCCUAUUUCGAAAAUACUUCUUUUUUUAUUUCAUUUCAAUAAAUGUUGUAUUUUAUUCAUUUCUGUAGUGAUCUUGUAUCUGCUUAUGGUAGUAGUAUUUUAUCACUUGUGGAAGUUGAUGGAAUCGCUUCGGUUUUACAAAGAGGCAGACGUGCUAAAGCAUCUCGAACUAAAAAUUUAGCAGUUUGGGCUACAAAAGAAAUUCGAAAAUUAAAAAAUACAACUAAUUCAACAACUUCUGUUUCCAAUUCAAGUUUAUCUCAUACAGCUACAACUAUUCAAGCUUCUCCUUCAGGAUAAAAAAAAUGUAAAUAGUUUUCUUUAGUUAACCUUUUUUUCUCUUAUAACUUUUCUAUUUCAUUUGUCACUAUCUUCCCCCCCCCAGCCGUCGUUCUUUACACAAUUUAGUUUAGUCAUACGAUCAUUAUGUUUAAUAAACGUUUUAAAACAUCUCUUACUCGCUGCGUACAACAGGGUAAUUAAAAACUAAGUAAUUACAAUCCUACAAUCAGUUAUGUCAAAGUAAGGAUGUAAACUAUGCUUAGUAGAAAAAUCUGAAAAUAUAGAGGGAAAAAAUUACUACUAAUAACAUUCUAUUAUAAAAUCCACCUGUACAUCUUCUAGGGUUACUGCUGGUCCCAAGCCCAGAUAAGGGAGGGGGUCGGCAACUCCGUCCCGUAGAAAAAAAAUUCUUGCCUACCAGAUAAAACCCUGAAAUGAUUAUUCUUUCUUGUGAAAUGAAUAAAUCCCUUUUAACAGCUAAAAAAUAUAUCCUACUCAAUUGAAGCUAUUUUCUGAUGCCCGGAUCGAUAUCUUGUUGAUUUGUAUUGUUUACGUUCGUUUUGAACAAGAAAAAUUAGCAUACGAUAAAUAUCUCGAUUAUCUUCUUCUAUUCAAUAUCAUCCGCUGAAUUGUGACUAUAUGUUAUGUAAGACCAUUCCUAAUCACUUGUACAUAACUGUUUGAAUUGGAGACCAAUGAUUUAGGAUUCCAAAGUGUUAUUCAUUUUUUGGUAAAUGGCUAUUAGUAGAGUAUUAAACCAUUAAAUUCAAUCAGAUGCUUCAGCUUAGUAUUCUUUCCGUUGUUGUUUCUAUGCUUGUAUGUAUUGAACUUGAUUAUGUAUGCUACGAUUAUUAUGAGACUCAGUAACGAUGUCAAGCAGUUGAAUUGGGGAAAAAGCGAAGAAUAGUACAUAUGUCGUUGACUUAAGUGUUAAAGUAGUAUAUACGCAUUCUUAUUUAUGAGAGGGACAAAAUGUGAUUUUGUGUAUGAAUCCAUUAGCUAAGCAACUGAUCUCAAGUAAUUGAUCACAUUCUUGGGGUAUAUAAGGUAUGUUUGUCCAAGAUUUGUGAUCAUAUAGAGAACGCUUGUUUGCUUAAUUACAUACUUUUUUUGUUUUAAAAAUUUCAGGUUCAGUUCAAAUAACCCUCUAUUUCCAUUGAACAGCUUAUCCUAUGAUUUGUACAUUCUGCGAAAAUAAAAAAGAAACACUACCUU